Capsicum annuum is the source of this 1359-nucleotide messenger RNA. Its product is annotated as putative F-box/LRR-repeat protein At3g18150. The coding region runs from base 1 to 1359 and encodes 452 amino acids. Lineage: Eukaryota; Viridiplantae; Streptophyta; Magnoliopsida; Solanales; Solanaceae. Gene Ontology annotation, molecular function: protein binding. The transcript has 5 exons. The record is from RefSeq and is a predicted model, not a curated record.
AUGGAAGGGACAGAUGAAAUUUCCAAGCUGCCAGAGCCAAUUUUGGAUCACAUUCUGUCUUUCCUUGCUAUUAAAGACGCUGCGAAAACUAGUACAUUGUCCAAGUUUUGGAACAGUGUUUGGACUAACCUCUCAUGCUUAGAUUUUGGUGAUAAUUAUUUACAUAAGUCCAAAAAAAUUGUGGAUCAAAUUCUAUCGAAUCGGCUAAACCAGAAGAUCUCUAUUAAAAGGUUCAAGGCAAAUUUACCAAUUUAUCUGUCUAAGGCUGUGGAUGAUUGGAUUAAAGUACUUGUAACCUGUAAUAUCAAAGAGUUGUUUUUAGAUAUUGGUGUAUACGCUUACAACAAGUCUCCUGAAGCAAUCUUUGCUGCCAAAUCUUUAAAUGUGCUUAGCUUACGUGGAUUUAAGCUCGAACGCAUAAAGUUUUAUUUUCUGCGGGAGUUGUACCUCGAGGACUCAUCUUUGGAUGAGCAAUUUUUUCAAGCUCUAUGUGCAAUUUGUAGUGAUUUAGAAGUUUUGUCUCUCAAGAGAUUUAGUGGACUGAUUAGUUUACAAGUUGCUGGAACUUUUCCUAAACUAAGGACAGUAAAGUUGCAAACUUGCCCUCCGAAAUUCAGGAAGGUUGAUAUUGUAGCACCUAAUGUAGAAAACCUUUACAUUAGCUCAUUUGGUCUAGACCUACAUUUAAUUGAGAUAACUGCUUGCAAAUCUUUAACGCGUUUGAAGCUCACUGCUGUGGCUGUCAAUGACAAAUGUUGUCGUGUUAAGGUUCUGAAAGUAUUCGCGUGUUAUCAUUUGAUUGCGGUUGAACUGGAUGAUGCUCCUAACUUGUUAAGAUUCUCCUAUGAUAUUCAUCAUGGAAAGAAGGGACUCGUAGCCUAUUUUGAUCCCUCGCCAAUAUUCAAAUUGAAAGCGUCGCGAUUGCUGGAAGUUGAGAUCAAAUUGAUCCCGGAUCCAGAAGCCCUUGACACUCGUUGGUACUCUAAGCUCACAGAGUCUCUUGGUAACUUUAAUAAUUCAACAGCCACUACACUAAGGUGCGACUAUGACCAGGUGAUAGUUAUACCAAAAGACAUGAGAGAAAACUUGCUUCCUCCGCUUUAUGGUACUAAGCGUAUGCAGAUAAAAAUCAUGGAUCGGACAAAUUACUCUAUUGUGGACGUUGUUGAUAGUUUACUUUGGAUUUUUCCUCAACUGGACACCCUAUCUGUUGAUAAGGGUCAAAGCUUACAGAGCUUGAUCAAGUUUACAUACAGAGAUGCAGCUGACGAUGAAGUUUCAAACAUUGAGCAAAUUAUCAUAGAACUUUCUAAUGUGUGUGAUUGUCCGGGUGCACAGCUGGACCAACUGAUAGAGUAG